AUUGCGCAACUUCCAAUAGAGUAGUCUCCUCAUACUUUAAUGCCAAGGUGGGAAACAGGACAUUAUAAUGGCUGCCCUAUAGAAACGUUCAGCUAUGGGGUUGGCUGCAUCUUCCUCCAAAGGAUAUAGAGCCCAGGGACAUGCUUGUCCAAAUGUUAUCAAGUGCUACCCUUCUAAAACAUAUACAAAAUUUCCAGUAGACAAAGUCAAAGGACAAGGGGAGAUAAUUGAGAUAUUGAACAUUCUUCCAAAUUAUUCUGUACAAAACUCGGGUGUUGUCGACAUUUGGUGGACGUUUUGUCAGUUUUUCCCAAACAAUGAUGGCAUUAUUUUCUCUACAUCAACGCCAUUCCAAGUUUUUCAUGGAUCAGUGUGGAGAAAGGUCUCUCCAAUGCCCUGUGGAAAAGUCACACAGUACAAUCUUAAAACUGGAAAAUGUGGCACUGUUCCCCAGACAACUUGUGAGGGGUUUCCAAAACUGCAGAUAAAUCCAAACGGAGUCCGAUUCACAACUUUAUCCACGUCAAGCAUAAUCGAACAGUCAGUUCUAUACAGUCCAAUGGCUCCAACUGUGCAGAGGGCACAUGACCCCACUUUCACCCACUACAGGGACUAUUCCACGUCCUCAGAUGGCAACUAUCAUGCCAUUCUUGCGAAAACGGCAGCGAGUGUUUACGCUCUCUACAUCUUUGGAUCCUCCAGUGUAUUGCAUGCUGAUGCUGUGAUAAAAAUUCGGGACCUUUAUCCCAACAUCUCACCACUAUCUGCUCCCCAUACCGAAAUAGAAAACGUCAAGUGGUCGCCCGACAACAGACAUAUAGCUGUUGGCUUCUCUAAGGGGCAUUUGAUUGUGAUCGAUUGGAGGAGAAACCAGCGAGUUUGUGAUGUGUUCCAGGAUAUUAUUUUAGAAUGUGAACUCUGCGGGCCAGGAUCUUUUGAUUUUGACGCGAGAUCCCAACAUUGCAUCAUGUUUGUUGCAGCCAAUGAUAUGAUCUUGUACAGAAUCAACACAGAUGAAAAAAGGAUGCUUUGUCAUUCGGACGAUCUGGGUAGUUUUGUGGACUGCCUCAGAUAUUCCUAUGAUUCACACUGCAUCGUGGCAGCCCUUUUUAACUUAAAAAUCAAAGUACUGGAUGCAGACGAGCUUUGUCCAUUGUUUGAGAUUGAUUUGACUGUGACUUGUUCAGAUUUUGAGGAUAUCUCGGUAAAAUUAGGGUCUGCGGCACCCAAUGUCACAUGCCUAUCUCUCACUACUACAGGAGAGCAGGUAGCAAUAGCUUGCUGGGACAGAAAAAUUCGAAUACUACAGUUACCAAAAGUGUUCAACCUUCAAUGUUUGUGCAAAUUUGUUAUUCUGAGUUUAGUGCAACCUUCUAAAAUUGGGAGGCUUCCACUACCACACUUGUUGAAAGAUUAUUUAUAUUCUUUACCAUUCAAUCCAUAAUUUGUACUCAGGGAGGACUCCAUGUACACUGGUAUAUCCAUAAUGUAUGAACUGAGUUUGCACCCCCUACACCCACCCCACACUGACUCUGUUUAUUGAAACAAAGUUUUACAGUAUUUGUAUGCACAACUUUCUGAAUUUAUUAUGAUCAAUAAACUUUAAAUAAAACUAGUAAGAAUUGAUUUAGCUCACUAAAACGGAUGUCUUCCCUUCCAUUUUCCAUAGUUUUUAAAAAUCAUUUUUAGGAUCAUCUUUAAAGUAGAAAAUUAAAAGUUACUGUAUAUAAGAGUCACCUAUAUGUAUAUGUGCUUCAACCAAGGACAGUGUUGUGAACAUAUAAGUAAAUUAAACUUACCAACAUACCAAAUAUCAAAGGCCUUUGUCAAAAGAUAAAAAAGUUAUGGGAUCAUGAAACUGCCUUAAAGUUAAGUCAAAAUUUUGACUUUAAAUUAAGAUUUGGACUUAGCUAAGACUGCUGACUUAAAUGGAUCACAAAACGAACUUAAGUAAAUCUUAUCUAAGAUUGUCUUAACUUAAGUCUAAGUCUAGAAUCUUAAAUUGCUAUGACAACAAGGAACUCUUCUGUGUAGAGCUAUAGAGGUAACAAUAGGAUAUAAAAAAUAAAUGACUUAAACAACAUAGUCAGUGUCUAUAAUAUCUAGUUUAUGUAUGAUCACUAAUGCUGACGCAGGCACAUACAUUUAGCAACCCCCCUCCCCCCCUUCUCAAAAAGAAACUUUUUUCGCUAUUACAUACACGUACAUACAAAGUUUGAUGUAUUGGCCAUGUUGCCUCCCUCAUUUUAAAAGUAGUAAUGAAUGAAAGUGGAAAUGUAAGAGUGAUUGAAGCGAUAAUUUUAUUAAAUUCGAUGCCUUUAUUCAUUUUUGUUGACUGCAUGCGUAGCAAAGAAGGAUAACUUUAAUUAAUUUCAAAUUCGGGCUCGGACUGCACAUUAUUCGUGUGCAAAUGCAGACUGCAAGUAAUGAUUGUUUUCUUCUUCCACAUUGUCAACAAACUCAGUCAGGUAAAUGCAUGUACUUUUGUAGUCGUAACUCUUAAGUGAAACAGCUGUAUGUGUACGUGCUACUUUCACGUUUACAUCUACUUAACGAACUACGAUCAGGUAGUGAAACGGACAAUCGGGCGAUCAAUCCUGCGAUAUUUUGAUCACAUAUUAAAGAAGUCAUAUUCAUGCCUAUACAUUUGAAUACGCCCGCUCUCAAUUUUUCCAGGCUAGUGGUGUUAUUUUUCGAUUACAGGGAUUUUACUUCUUUUCCUGGAAACAAACAUUUUACGUGAGUACUCUGCUUAUAGAAAAACAAUUUUUUUCAUUAUAUGAUUUUCAACAUCAAGAUCCUGUGAUUUCGAUCUACUGACGGUCUAUUUUUUCUUAAACAAAUGAUUUGUCUGCUUCUUGGUCGGGGCAGAUGUCUUCAACAACGGAUAUCAUGCUCGUUUUCUCUUACUCGCCUCAAAAAUACAACCAGAGCGACCAUUUUGAACAAACUUAGCGACAGUCUUAGAAAGUUAAGAUAGCUCUAAGGCAGUCUUAAAAUUUAAGACAAAAUACCAAUCUUAAGUCUAAGUGAUAUUUUUGUGAUCCACUUUAAGACCAGUCUUAAGAUUUAAGUGCAACUUUAUUGAUUUAAGACAAUCUUAAAGUUUAAGACAGUUUCAUGAUCCCGGAGCCUGGACAACAAAAAUACCCCAAAAAUUCUAAUUUUUUUUUACUGAUACAUAAAAGGUUAAAGGUCAUCAAAAAUGGAAUGUGACACACUGUCUUAUCAUGGUAUACUUACAUAUCAAAUAUCAAAGGCCUUUAUGUCAAAAGACAAAAAAGUUAUGGCCCAGACAAACUUUGUAUGAGAAGCAGAAGAAUUCACACUAAAACAAUAUGUCCACCUUCUGGGAAGAAAACAUAAUAAACUAAAUGCACAUACCCUCUUAAAACUAAUAUAAUGGCUGUUGAUUCAUAAAGUCAGUAAGUUAUGAGUAUCAAGUACAUUACUUAUAACACUCUAUACUGUAUAUUCACAAAGGAAAGUGUUCAUGUAGUCUGCAAAAGAAGUUUAUUUGUUAAGGGUUUCAGACCAUUAACUCCACAUGAGGAGAUGACAUUUUCUGUCGGAGAUGUAUCUGUGAGGUAAGAACAGCUGGUUAGGACAGAGGUGUGAGGAUAAGUUGUGAGGUUAUCAUUUUAUUUGGGGUGAAAAAUGCUGCUGAUCUUAUGAAAUUUUUAUGAAUAAAUGCAAAUUAUUGUACCGGGUACUACUGAAUGCUAUAAAUAGACUGUAAAUAGUCAUGUGACAUCACAGGAAAGGGCUGUACUUCAAAUGGGAGGGGUCACCAGGUGCAAAGUUUAAAUUUUUAAUAAAAAUCUGAGCAAACAUU
Messenger RNA from Ostrea edulis (European flat oyster), 3835 nucleotides. RefSeq lists its product as uncharacterized. The transcript is spliced from 4 exons. Gene Ontology annotation, biological process: intracellular signal transduction. The coding region runs from base 95 to 1444 and encodes 449 amino acids. The record is from RefSeq and is a predicted model, not a curated record. Gene Ontology annotation, molecular function: protein binding. Lineage: Eukaryota; Metazoa; Mollusca; Bivalvia; Ostreida; Ostreidae.